AUGCUCAAGAGGCGAAUACCACCAUUUACGCUUUCAGUCUCCAGCAUUAUUGUCGAAGAGACUAGCAUAAAAGAUUGGGAAUAUGGUGCCAUCAAUCAGUUGGAGCAAGUAUUCCUGAGAGGUACAGAGCAUGAGCGUUCCUUCACCGCGAUUACACAAGAGAAGAUGCGCGCUCCGCAUCGGGGCGAAAUGCUUGACCCUGGGAUCUCUACUGUGAAAGAGAGAUCACGCCAGAAGUCCAGUUGA
Messenger RNA from Plasmopara halstedii, 246 nucleotides. RefSeq lists its product as uncharacterized. The record is from RefSeq and is a predicted model, not a curated record. Bases 1 to 246 code for a protein of 81 amino acids. NCBI's taxonomy places the organism in Eukaryota, Oomycota, Peronosporomycetes, Peronosporales, Peronosporaceae. The transcript is spliced from 3 exons.